Messenger RNA from Lagopus muta (rock ptarmigan), 1585 nucleotides. RefSeq names its product acetyl-CoA acetyltransferase 1 (gene ACAT1). Gene Ontology annotation, molecular function: acetyl-CoA C-acetyltransferase activity. The transcript has 12 exons. The record is from RefSeq and is a predicted model, not a curated record. Bases 62 to 1327 code for a protein of 421 amino acids. Lineage: Eukaryota; Metazoa; Chordata; Aves; Galliformes; Phasianidae. Gene Ontology annotation, biological process: fatty acid beta-oxidation.
GCGCGCGGCCGCCUAUAGGCUGCUUGGAGGGGCGGCGGUGAAGGUGACGGCUGGCGGCAGGAUGGCGGCGGUGGCGAUGCUGGGUCGGCGGUGCGCGGCGGCCGGGCCGCUGCGGGCUCUGAAGUAUGCGAGCCGCGGCUACGCGUCGCAGCGCACAUUGAAUGAAGUGGUGAUAGCAAGUGCUGCAAGGACACCCAUUGGAUCUUUCCAAGGCUCUCUUUCAUCAUUGUCAGCUACUAAACUGGGUUCCAUUGCAAUUAAAGGAGCAAUUGACAGAGCAGGUAUCCCUGCAGAAGAAGUGAAAGAAGCGUAUAUGGGUAAUGUCUUGCAGGCUGGACAAGGACAAGCUCCAGCAAGACAGGCAGUCCUGGGUGCAGGUUUACCCAUCUCCACUGAUACUACGACUGUCAACAAGGUCUGCGCCUCAGGAAUGAAAUCCAUCAUGAUGGCAGCCCAGAGCCUGAUGUGUGGCAGCCAGGAUGUAAUGGUUGCUGGUGGAAUGGAGAGCAUGUCCAAUGUUCCCUAUACAAUGAGCAGAGGAUCAACGCCUUAUGGAGGAGUUAAUCUGGAAGAUCUGAUUGUGAAAGAUGGACUUACAGACGUUUAUAACCAUAUCCAUAUGGGCAACUGUGCUGAGAAUACGGCAAAGAAGUUCACUAUUUCACGAGAGGAGCAAGACACGUAUGCCAUAGGCUCUUACACGAAGAGCAAAGCAGCGUGGGACUCAGGAAUUCUCAAAAAAGAAAUCGUUCCUGUCACUGUCUCAAAAAAAGGAAAGCCAGACACAGAAGUGACAGAAGAUGAGGAGUACAAGCGGGUUGAUUUUAAUAAAGUUCCAAAGCUGAAAGCUGUUUUCCAGAAAGAAAAUGGAACAGUUACAGCUGCCAAUGCCAGUACUCUGAAUGAUGGAGCAGCUGCUUUGGUUCUGAUGACUACAGAGGCAGCCAAGAGACUGAAAGUUAAACCACUGGCACGGAUAGUUGCUUUUGCAGAUGCUGCUGUUGAUCCUAUUGACUUUCCCAUUGCACCUGCACACGCUGUUCCCAAGAUUCUAAGUGAGACAGGCCUGAAAAAAGAAGACAUUGCAAUGUGGGAAAUCAAUGAAGCCUUCAGUGUUGUGGUGCUGGCCAAUAUUAAAAUGCUGGGUAUUGAUCCACAAAAAGUAAAUAUCAAUGGCGGCGCUGUCUCUCUUGGGCAUCCCAUAGGAAUGUCUGGAGCAAGAAUUGUCGUUCACAUGGUCCACGCACUGAAACAGGGGCAGUAUGGUCUUGCAGGAAUUUGCAACGGAGGAGGAGGUGCUUCUGCAAUAUUGAUAGAGAAGCUGUAGGCCCAAGCAGUUGCUGGAAAAACAAAAAGCCUUAAAAAAUCUGUGAUGAAAGCGAUGAGCAGCAGCUGUUACCUCUAAUCAGUAGGUGGGUGAAUUCCCCAGCAGCUAUUCUAAAACUUCCAAACACAUCAUUGAUUAUUGAUACAGACAACUGGGCUUUUAUACCUUUGACUCAACACAAGUUUUUAUACAGUACAAACGAAAAAUGUGAAAUCACAAUAAUGUAUCAAGAGCUGACAAUAAAGAAUGUUGAUGUUA